UGGCGCGCAAACGAGACGUCACUUCAGCAUUCAGUAUGAAAUAACAGUCUUUUGAACAAACGACAAAAUGGACGAAUGUGUUAUUCUGUGCUUUUGCCGACUUUUGCUAAUUUAUACGAAGCAAUUUCGUUCAUAAUCUAUCCACGAUGGCUUCAGCAAAAGAGUUAUUGAAACCCAGUUCCUUGGGUGCUUUUAAAGAACUGGUAGAAACAAUAGAGCAGAGCAAACAGCAGAGGCUUGCCCAAGAGUUUCGAAGCGAAGAGGAAUUGAACAAUCUAAAGCAGACGAGUUCUCUUGUCGCUAAGUUUCAAGAAGAAGCAGUGAGUGAGAAGCAAAACCGACUCUCUGCUGAGCUACAAGCACAGGAAAAGGAUCGACUGGCUUCCGAUGCGUGGAAAAUCAUCUCAGCUCUAAAGAAAGACAAGUACUCUCUAGAGUUACAAAUCGAAAAGCUAAAAUCUGAGAAAGAAAAAAGCGCACAGCUGGUAAACGGUAUCGGAUCUUCAAGUAAAACCCCAGCGGCUAUAACAGAAUCGAAAUCGAGCAUCGACAAAAACAAGCAGCAGCGGAAAAACCAAGCUGUUGCUACAGGAGAUGGAAAAAAGAGGAAAGAAAAAGAUGGAAACGCACUUGGGAAAAAAGAAAAUGAGAGAAACCAGAAUCAAAUGGAUAUGGGUGACUCCAAUAUUCACAACAAAAGAGUUGAAAAAAAUCGAUACAACUUUGAGAAAAAGAGUGUGACAACAGGAAAUAAGGUCGAGUCCAGCCUAUUGCGAGUCGUCAACAACAGUCAAAAGCAACGACAUCAGACAGUCUCGAGUGACGAUACGCCAGGUGAUUUGAUCUCAAUAUGGAGUGCCAGGCCACACCAAAAGACCUCAGUUGAUGGCACAGAUGACAACGAAGAGAAGAUCUCAGGGACUAGGAUAACAAAACUCGAGACGGAUAGCCAGUGUCGGGGCGAGAAAAAAGUGACUGAACCUAGAGGAAUUCUUGACGAGGGGCUAUCAUCACAUUUUGUCACGGAUAGAAAAUGUAAACCUGACGAGAGACGCAGGGUAAGAGAAAACUUAGCUGCCAAUGGAGAUUUUGACAAGCACGAUGAUGGUAGGACGGCUAUUGGUCGCUUUCAAGCACCAACAUAUGACUCUAGACCGUCUGAGAAGAUGAGCUACACGUUUGGCACGGCUGAGCCUUUACGCAAGUCCUCGCUACAUCGUGGUAAACCUGUGGAAAAGACUAGGGCGAAGGAGAGGUAUCUGGAGGGUGUGGCUGACGACCUGAAUGACUCAACAAAAGCUACACUUAAGAGCAUUUUGAAAACUCACAUUGACGAGCGGAGGAUGGAGCUACAGAAGUCAGGAGAAUUAGAAAAGGAUGUUGCCUGCACGGAAGGGAAAGCGAGGCCUUCCGAGGGCCUACGUGGCGGGGUUCUUGGAAAGCGGGUUCAAGACUUGGCGCGCCGUAUCAAGGUUGGACACGGUGCAGCGGUUCCACGUGGACACAGCGCGCAAAGUGGUCUAGCGGUUUAUGAAGAUUUGCGUGAUCCACAGCCUGGACUAUGCGGUCUCGAAAAUCUCGGUAACACCUGUUUCAUGAACGCCGGUCUGCAGUGCUUGUUUGUCAUCAAACCUUUCCAGAGAUUUUUUUUAAGUGGCGGUCACAAGAAUCAAAAUGCCACCAAACAUCACGAUAAAUCAAGGUUCAGCGAGUGCCUGGGUCGCCUGAUCGACAAGGUUUGGAGCGGCUGCUACCUAAUCUGCGAGCCCUCGGCAUUAUACAGUCUUGCACAGAAGUACAUUCCUCAGCUCUCGGGCUACUCACAACAUGACUGUCAGGAAUUUCUGGCACUCUUCUUAGAGGUGUUGCACCAGGAGCUGAACACAGCGAAGCCACGAAUGCGUAGAAGCCUUACCAACGAGCUGUGUGCAAAAGACGCAGAGAGCUGGUGGAGUUUAUACACGGAUAAGAAUGAAUCAAUCAUCGUCGAUACGUUUCAGGGUCAAUUUCGAAACAAGAUCACGUGUACUGCUUGUAGUCACGUAUCUGUGACAUACCAGGCGUUUUCCUUCCUUUCGCUGCCGCUGGCUAGUCAGAAGCUACAGACGUUCAUCGUUACUUUUGUUGGUCACGCUAAAAUGAACUCCGAUAAGCCUCGUGCGCUAAGAUUGCGGAUUUACGUGCGCAAGCCAAGCACCGCGAUGCAAGUAAAGCGUGCUCUGGUGGGGCUUCUACCUCCUGACGAGCGCCCAGACCUUGACACACUCAUACUCGGUGUGGUGUCCGACGGAGCACUGCUUGCUAUUCUGAGCGACAACGAAACUAUUUCCCCGUCUAAAGACAAGCAGAACAAGUACUACGCCUUCGAACCGGUCCCUCCACCUCUAUCCCUGGUCUCAAACUGUAUCAACACCAAAGACAACGACCAAACCACCAAGCUAAGGCCAAACAAGGACGUGAUCAUGGACGAGCCCCACAGGGAUCCUAAGCAACUGGGAUCGCGAAAACACAGGGAUCCUGAUCAUCUGGGAUCGCGAAAGCACAAAUACGACGAUUACGGUGCGGUAGGGUGUGCAGAGGGAGACGUAGUGGAUCCAUCAGGGCGUGGUCGAAGGAGGGAAGGAAGGGCGUCGUUUCCAGAGGGGUACCACCUUACAUUCACAUGCAGUCUUUGUCUGGAAGAUCGGACUAACGCGAUGCUGCUUACUCAUGACGGCUGUGGGCGGAUGUUUUGCAGACAGUGUCUUGGGGUUAUGCUAAAGGACGCCGAUAUAACCAUUGACUGUCCGAUUUGUACCAGACGAUCAAACACAAGCCGCAGUCUGAAGCACAGAUUCAGAUUCCACAACAUUCCGGUUAUGUUUAAACAUCGCACAGAGGAUGAGGACGUGGGAUGCCUGUUCAGCCACCCAGUCGUGGUGACUCUGCCUCAAAGGGUGACUGGGCACGACUUGUACGGACAUUUGUCAAGACUGCUUCCCGGCAACAACAACAAGCGACACGAGAUUACUGCCCUGCCAUUCACACUUCAUCUUGUUAACUAUGAGGGUAAGAACUGCUCCCGAUGUCCUCCAGCCAAGUAUUGUACCGGAUGCUGCAUAGUCGGAAAUGACGUCAUAGACCUUCGAUGGAACGACCAUAUCGCCAUCCAACUAACAAACUUGACAAGGCUAGAAAUGGAUAAGAUGAGCCGUUUUUCGGAUCACGAUUCUAUACGGGCAAAGACAUCAUCCUCAUGCAAGCUGCAGCUGCAGGACUGCUUGAGGACAUUCGUAGAUAGGGAGGAGCUUGAGGAUCUAUGGCCGUGCAGCAUGUGUAAUGCACAGCGCACCGCGACCAAGUCCCUGUCUGUCUGUCGAUUCCCCGACACGCUUAUCGUACACCUCAAAAGGUACCGACAUAGUAACCAGAAGAUCAUGGCGCCCGUGGACUAUCCUCUUGAAGAGCUGGACAUGCGCGAGUUUAUGCAAAGCGCAAACUCCCCGAGGGACUCCUCCCUGACUAACGGCGAGUACGUGUACGAUCUGAUUGGCUGUAUCUGCCACGAAGGAGAUCAUGACAGUGGUCAUUACAAGGCGUAUACCAGACACGGCCGGAACGCUGACUGGUAUCUGUUCGACGAUCACCUAGUUUCAAAGGAGUUUCCUGGAUCCUCGACCAAUAAGACGGUGUACCUUCUUUUCUACAACAAGCGCUCGGGCUCAUCGUUGAACGCUUCGGCCAUCGAUGAUAAACUGGUACAACGGCUGCAUCAGUCUGUAACUGAGAAAAAGAGCGCAGAACCACCCCUACUAAAGAAGCAGGAGAUACCUGCGGAGUAUGACGUCGUGACUGAUCCUCCGCCUCACUCCUGGAAAGAUAUGAUCGAUUCUAAAGAAAACUCCACCAGCACACCGUUGGAAAGGCCUAAGGAGAGACGAAAAUCACAUCAGGAAAAGACAAAAGUAGAGGUUGUGAAAGAGGUCAAAGCCAACGCGCAUGCGCAUAAUGCUGAGCCAGCCAAAUGCGACUGCAGUCAGUGUGAUUACCUGCGAGGACUCGAACACCAGCUAAAGCUUUCCAAGAAGCACACCGACAGCAGCGACCCCUCUUCCGACGUCCAGCACAUCUCGCAUAGGGACCCACACGAGCAACAGCGGGACAACCCUAGCUAUGACCAUCAGGAGGAACAAGUUAUCGACGAGAAUGACAAGGGGCCUAAGCACAGGCGGAAGCGGAGAGGGAGCAGUCUUGUGAGGGCAUCCUCCUCCAGCCCCUAUAGGAGCGGCCCAUACAGCGAUAAGGCAAAGCCGAAGAUAGAUCGCGUGUCUAGUAAGGAUUCAGGCGAAAGGGUGCCUUCUAGGGGUCAAGAGAAGGCUAAAUCUGAAAGGGGUGUGUCUGCGCGGAAAGAAGGAAGGGGAGGUGAUCAUAGCGCUACUGCUGAUGGCCGUCACGAGGAACGUUUAAAUCAACAGAGAGACGUCCUCUUCCCCAUAAUCAGCUCUGAUAGUCUUGACGAAGUGGACUCUGAUCAGUUCCAAGCUGGGGUUACAAGGCGUCUAUCAGCCCGACUAGACCACUACGAAACCAGCUGUAGCUCAGAAGAGACCCUUGUCCGAGAUGCAGCCACCAACACGGAACAACAACAAAACAAAAUGAGGCCACAGUCACACCAAAGAGAUUCCAGGAACUCGAUCAACUUAAGUAAACUGAGCUCUUCCCCUCACCAGAAAGAUCCCAAGAAUGCAGCGCAUUUCCAACCAAAGACUUGUUCCAAUCAUGCCAAAGAUUCUAGAGAUUCUAUCAAUUCCAGGAAUUUGAGAGAUUCCAGACAUCUCAGGGACGCGCAGCUGGUCCCGUCCAGUGGCAGCAACACGCUGGUCAGCACCACAUCGGUGGAGAGUGCCGUUCAAUGUAAUCUUCUCGACCACAACAACAAUCUGGACGAGAAUCCAGAGCCAGUCCUGUCCAGGAAGAGGACUGGUGUGGACAGCGGUGUCCAGGUCACACUAUCGGACGAUGAGGAUCUCAGGCGGGACAACAUGAUGGCGGAGAGGGUGACACGCGUCAGUGCAAGUGAUCCAUGCAUUGAGAUCAGCGUCGACAGUGAAACCGCACUAGUAACACAAAAGCUUGUAUUAGCUGUUGAGAACGAGGAUAUAAAGCGCGUCCUUCGACUAAUGCAAAAAGGCGCCGACCCGAGUCUUCUGAUAGAUGGAGUCAGCGCCCUUCACAUCGCCGUUGCCAUGACGUCAUCGCUAGGAUACCACUUGACGCGGUUGUUCCUGGACGCGGGCGCUGACCCAAACGUGCGGUCCGUGGACGGGCUCACGCCAGUACACGUGGCUGCCAUGUGGGGAAAGAAAGAGUGCCUGAAACUUCUGCUCAGUCGGGGUGGUAACCCGUACGAUGAAGAUGAUGACGGACUUACUGCAAUAGACCUGGCCAAAGCUUUUGAACAAGACACCAGUGCGGACACGAGCGAGUAUCUGAGUAAAUUGGACGAGCAUUACUCCUCGGCUAUCAACUCAGAUACUCUCAGCGAGGAGCCGGCAACAUCAACAGACUUGUCCGAAAUGAAGUACUUACCGUAUUUACAUGGAGAGGAUGUGGACAGACAGCAUGGACGUCGCCCAAGGGAGCGUAUCCCCGAAUACGUAGUACACACCCCAGAACCCAGCCUCCGACUUGAGGGGUGCGGCUCAUGGACAAAGAGAGCUCGCCGGAGAAUGAAGAAGAGUAAACUGAUGAGACAGCUAAGCGGGAGCGUGCGUCGGACCUCCAGUAGCUUUAUGAGUAGGCUCAGGAGUGUAGGGGAGUACCUAAGUACCAGCUCCACCAGUAUAAGACACUAACUUGCACCCUGACGACACCAUGGGUAUCAGCGGGUACUGCCAACAACAAGACUAAACUUGCUACAUGGCUUUUGGGAGGGAUGGAAGAUUUAGUGUGUGCAGGGUUUUUUUUUUAAUCAUUCUAUUCCUCCACUCAAAAGCCGAAUGGUCGGCCCUUUAAAAUAGCACUUUCAAACCCAGCACCGGCCUCCCCACCAUACUUUCACAGUAACGAUUUUUCUAUCAAAGUAUUGUUUUUUAACGCGAUAAUACUUUCUUAACACUGAAAAAAAUCUCUUCGAACUUAACUAAAAAAAACAACGAGGACCACCUGUGUGACCUUGACACAAUCCAGUCAAACAAUGAUAUAUUCGGUAACACAUAAAAUUUACAUUAAAAUAUUGUACAUUAAAAUACUGUUCAGUAAUAAUAGUGUACAAAAAAACUCACAACCCAGUGUCUGAUUGUUCAAAACAGUAAUUUCCAUCAGAAUGUCAUAUUUUUUACAAUUUCAUUCACAGAUUAUUUGAUGAAUUCUUAAUAUAAUUUAUGCGAUAAUUAUAUGUUUAACUGGAUAUAUGGAUAUGUGGAUUUAUCUAUUAUAAAUAUAUUUUUAUUUACUUUUGUGUCGAUUGGUGAAGUGAUGGCGAAGUCAUUAGUCAAAUAGAGCAACUUUAUCAUUAAUUUUCUUAUUGAGAAUGGCUUCCUCUGCAAUUCUCUCGGCUACAACUAUCAGAUCUUCCUCUUGUUUCUAAUAAGAUAAAAACGUCAUAAAAUAAGCAUAUUUGACAUGAAAACAACCGUACAAAUA
Molecule: messenger RNA, 6624 nt
Organism: Nematostella vectensis (starlet sea anemone)
Lineage: Eukaryota; Metazoa; Cnidaria; Anthozoa; Actiniaria; Edwardsiidae
Exons: 36
Coding region: 147-5834 (1895 amino acids)
Biological process (GO): protein deubiquitination
Molecular function (GO): protein binding; cysteine-type deubiquitinase activity
Source: RefSeq, a predicted model, not a curated record